AGAGCAGCACUAAACUACCUAUCUCUCUCUCUCCGUAUGUUUGCUGCUUCAUAGUUUUUCGCUCUGCUUCCGCUCGGACACAAAAUGACACGCUUCUAAAGUUUUGCUUCGGUUCAAUGAACUUCCUCUCUUUAUCAGGUAACAAUCAUGGAUCCUGUAAGGCAGAGGCGAAAAGAGGACAUCAACAGAGCUCUGACAUUCAUUCAAUCUUCGCUGGCUUAUCCAGAGCCAGAGGGCUAUCAGGAUUUCAUGACGCAGUUAGUGUGCAACCUACUGGAGGAGGGCAACGCCUUCUUCAGAGAUGGAGACUGGGAGCAUGCAAGGAGGGACUUCAGUGAAGGCUUGAACGUGUCACACUAUGCUGCAGGAGAGGGCAUCCAGAUCCCUGAAGCUUUACUGGAGAGCCUCUAUGUCAACCGGGCGACCGCCUACCAGAGUAUGGGGGAGUAUGAUCGAGGCGUGAAGGACUGCGACAAAGCUUUGGAAGUGUGCAAGGACAGUCGCAGGGCUCUGUACAGGAAGGCGCUUUGUUUAAAGGGGCUUGGGAAGUACAGAGAGGCUUACAACUGCACCAUGGACUGUAUGCUCAUUACUCGUGUGGACAAACAAGUGAAUGAGCUCGCACAGGAGCUGGCCAUCCAACUGGGACUAAAAAAUCGAAAGCCCUACAUCAGCGCAAAGGAAGGUGGACUUACUAUAAGAGGCUCUGCAAAUGGAAAUAUAGCUGCUGAAACCAUCCAGGUGUCUGGUGCUAAUGUAGGAAAUGGUAUAAAUCCUUUAGGUGGCAUCGCACCAGUCAGCUUUACCAGCAUGCAUCCUUACUUCCAUCCCUCCAUAACUCCUAACUGCCACCAGCCUGCUGUCGCCUCAGUACUUGACACUUUUGAGGACUCCGAGGUGAUCGGAGAUGACUUGGACAGCCUUCUCGACUGCCUCCCUAAUGAGCAUGAGCCAGCUGAGGCUGCAUUCUCUGUCCCCAGCAGGACAACCACCAGCACACACGCCAUCCCUUCAGCCCUGCCCACCCUGCCCACCCUGCCCACCCUGCCGACCCUGCCCACCCUGCAGACCCUGCCCACCCUGCCCGCCCCAACACCCCAGCUACCCCCAGCCUUCUUCACUUCAGCAGUCAGCACACUUAACUGCCUGGAUUCGCUCACAAGUGGUUUGCACAGCACACUGGAUGCCCUGGAUGACAUCUCGCCUUCGCAGGGGCUGGAUGCCUUAGAUAACUUCUCUUCUGGAGUCACAGGCGCUCCGAACCUAAGUCUGACCUCCACGGCGCUGGAUGCUCUGGAUGAUCUUGAAUCCUUGGAUGACUUGUUGGACUCAGUGUCAAGUGUUGAUGUUGUGAUGGAAGUUAAGGAGUCCAAAACAUACCUGGACACUGAGGAAAAGUCUCUUGAUGAUUUGCUUGAUGAGCUAGAUUCCAUUGACUCCAUCUCUGAUCCAAGUGGUCAGAGUGGUUAUGUCUCUAAAAUUGGUGUGAAUGCUGUGGACCAGCUUGACACCUUCGAUGCCUUGGACUCGUUUCCCUUUGUGGAAAGAGGGUUGGCAGCUUUGCCAGCAGUCUCCAUAGAGGGAAUGGGUCUAGACCUGCUUUCCAAUUUCAGCUCCACUGGUGUCACAGGCUCUUACAGUGCUGUCACUCCAGUAAUCCGAUCUACUAACACCUACAAAGAGAAGAGUAACCAAGCUUCAGCUACAAGCUCCAACUCUCUGUCCAAAACCCACGAGUUCAUGCCUGCCUGUUCUGCCUGUUUCCCUCGAGAAGGUAAAGGGAUAUAUACUUAUGUUCACAAGCCAGAUCUGGUCCACAGCUGUGAGAAAGACAUUCUGUUAUGCAGACGAACAGCUGGGUUUUUUUCACAGUGGACCAGAGUGCGACCGCUUCCUAGCUGGAAAUCCUUUACUGGACCAUAUGUCAUUUGUAAAGAGCUGACAAAUUCUGUGGAUGGCACGUGUAAGUACGGAGAGAAAUGCAACUUUGCCUUCAACCAGCUGGAGAUUGACGUUUGGACAGAAGAGAGAAAGGGGUCGCUGGUCAGAAAGUUGCUGUUUCAACCAGCAGCAGCCAAACACGAUCCAGUAAACGGCAUUCUACGACUUUUGGAUGAACAUAAGGGCAUGUUCCUGUUCAUCUGUCAGACAUGCUAUGACAGUGAACCACAGAUCAUCAGUGAGCGGUGCAAAGACAAUCCCACAAUCUGCUUGAAUGCACGCCACCCCUUCGAUGCCAAUAAGUGCCUAGCAUUCGUGGCGAGGGCCAGUGUGAACUACAGAAAGAUCCGCCCGCUGAGCGUCCUGUGCCAAUUGGAUUUGUGCCGCCAUGCUAUCCGGUACGGCUGCCAGAGAGAAGACAGCUGCGCCUAUGCCCACUCCGUCGUCGAACUCAAAACCUGGAGGGUGCAGCGAGACACAGGUAUCAGUCCUGAUGAGAUUGUGAAAGUAUCGACCACUAAUCACGAGAACACGUUCAAACAGAAAGUGAAUAGAUUGUCUGCUGGUGGAAGUGGUGGAGGUAAAACAAAAGGAGGUGGAGGAGCAGCAGCAGGAGGAGGAGGAGGAACAGCAGCAACAGGAGGCGGAGGAGGAGCAGGAGGAGGAAAAGCUGCAGCAGCAGGAGGAGUAGGAGCAGCAGCAGGAGGAGGAGGAAGAGCAGCAGCAGGAGGAGUAGGAGCAGCAGCAGCAGGAGGAGGAAGAGGAGCAGUAGGAGAAGGAGGAGGAGCAGCAGGAGAAGGAGGAGGAGCAGCAGCAACAGCAGGAGGAGGAGUCGGAAGAGGAGGAGGAGUCGGGAAGAGUCCAAACCUGAAGAUGAAGUUUGUCUGUAUUCAGUGCUGGCGGGACGGCCAGAUUAUUGAGCCAGACAAAACCCUCAAAUACUGCAACUCCAAGGCCAGACACACGUGGGCUAAAGACAGACCGAUACUGCUGGUGAAGUCCUUGGAGAGAAGUAAAUGGGUUCAGGUCCGACCGUUGCCACAUGCCAAAAACUUCCCCGUGCAGUACGAUGUGUGUAUCCAGAUUUUAAACAAAAAGAAAUGUACCUACAUUGGGAACUGCACCUUUGCCCAUAGCCAAGAGGAGAAGGAGAUGUGGAUGUAUAUGAAGAAUAAUGACUUACGGGAUAUGCAGCAGAUGUAUGAAAUGUGGCUGAGCUUAACCACCCAGAAACGCCAAUCUGAUGGAGCCGUGAUCUCCCCUUCCAUCUCAGAAGAGAAAAACAUCGCCAUGCCAACUGACUAUGCUGAACCGAUGAGUGACCUCUACUGCCGUCUGUGUGGUAAGCACUCUAACAGCGAGCGGCAGUGGCAGCAGCACAUCUCCACUGAGAAGCACAAGGACCGUGUGUUCAGCUGUGAGGGAGAAGACGAGGCUCUAAUGUGGAGCUACCGAUUUCCCGGGGCAUGCUUUGAACUCUGCUCCAAGUUGGAUGGAACCUGUCCUGAUAGCAUGAGCUGUGACUACGCCCACAGCCCCGCGGAGCUGCAGGAGUGGACAGAGAGACGAAAUUUGUUGCGACAGAAGCUGGCCAAAGCCCGGGAAGAGAGGCUCAUCAUGCCUGACGAAUUUGACUUUGGAAAGUACAACUUUCUACUUCAAGACUAAGAAGAUAGUUUUUUUUUAUGAUUAAAGACUUUGAGAGCCAAUUUUUGUGACUGUCAAACUAUCAGUGUCUUAAGAGUUUUCACAGCUAAAACCAAAACCAACCAGUGAUGUGAGCAAUAGCAAUAGAAUGAGAAAUAGCAACCUGUUCAAUUUAUCAAAAGAACAUUUUAAAUAUGAAACAUACCAUGUACUAUUUACUUGAAAUUGGUAAAUAUUUUUAUUUUUUUCUAAUAAUGGUGUAUGGAACUUUUUCUUUGGAACUUUGUCUGUUCAGCUACAAAAAAAAAAAAAAAAGCACUCAUUGCUGUGAAACUUAGGCUCAUGUUGGUGCCACUCUAAAAAACACAGCAGUCAUAUACACAGAUACAGUUCAUCACAGAAUAUUCAUAAUAGGUUAAUAUCAUAUACAUAACCUUACCUGCAGCCUUAACAUACUCAUAUCCAUGUCAUAUCCUUGUAAAAUGUCUGUUUUGUUAUUUUCUGUUUGAGCAGGGAGUAUUUUGAAGUGCUUUAAUUGCAUAGGUCACAUUACUACUGUAAACAUGGGGCAUCUCAGUUGAAUCAUAUGCUGAUAAAUGGAAUAUUUCCAGAUAUUUGCUUUAAUCUCAGAGAGGAUUUUCAAAGCCUUAACUAUGCAUUAAAUACUCUCCGCAACCUGCUUUUUAAAGUUUUUCACCAUUAGGCACAAAUAAAAAUGGUCAUGUUCAGAUCUGAUUAGUA
Scomber scombrus (Atlantic mackerel) is the source of this 4329-nucleotide messenger RNA. RefSeq names its product zinc finger CCCH domain-containing protein 7B-like. The transcript has 23 exons. Gene Ontology annotation, biological process: miRNA processing. Bases 148 to 3609 code for a protein of 1153 amino acids. The record is from RefSeq and is a predicted model, not a curated record. Gene Ontology annotation, molecular function: metal ion binding; miRNA binding; protein binding. Lineage: Eukaryota; Metazoa; Chordata; Actinopteri; Scombriformes; Scombridae.